Molecule: messenger RNA, 3885 nt
Organism: Branchiostoma floridae (Florida lancelet)
Lineage: Eukaryota; Metazoa; Chordata; Leptocardii; Amphioxiformes; Branchiostomatidae
Product: protein-cysteine N-palmitoyltransferase HHAT-like
Biological process (GO): protein palmitoylation
Cellular component (GO): endoplasmic reticulum
Molecular function (GO): palmitoyltransferase activity
Source: RefSeq, a predicted model, not a curated record
UUUGCUGUUUUUUAUAGCAUAUCUGGGUCAUAUUAUUACUUCUCGGUACUAUAUAAAACAUCAUGAGAUGUGGUCGUGAAUCCGAAGUUCCAAACAGCGACGGAAACAAUUUCCUUCGUUUCAGGUUUUGGCCUUGUAGCUGUCCUUGGUGCUGACUUAGUACUCUCUAAGCAGAGGUUACACUCUGGCUGGUUUUGAACGUUUUGCAAGGCGGCUUUGUCGGACUUUCUAUCUUGUCAGGUUUCUUUUUGUCACAUUUCGCUUGGCCAAAAACGCCAAAAAACGUAUGACCCCCACCCGGAGAAUACUGAUUCAGCGGUCAUUUAUGUGUGUUACGUUAAAUGCAGAAUUGAAAAAACAGUUGAGCUGCAGUACCUAGAAACCCGAGCAUAGACUUGCUUUUUGUCAUAACCCAUGAUAUCAUCUAACACAUCAUUAUUGUAUCAACAAAACGAAAGCUGAAGUUUUUAACGAUAGAAGCCUGAAUGGAAACAUAUCAUAUUGGGCGAACGCUAACAAAACAUGGUCUUGUUUCUCCUUCAGCGUAGGCGGCAUGUCUCUCACAGAAAAUCUUUUAUAACAUUAGCUGCUAUGAUUGUUAUAAGAUCAUCCAUAUCAAGGCCGUGUUGAAAGCUGACGACACAAUAAGAUUCUCAUCGAUUCGACCAGUUUGAUUCUAUUACAUAACUGCAGUUGAUUGCGUAAUUGACGAAACGAGUGGAAGGUUACCCUUUUAGGAAGUUCAUUAUGAAAACGUGUCCAUAAUCUGCGUGAUUUCAACUUCUCUGGCCCUCGGGAGAGUUCAACUUCUUUAUCUUCGUUUUCCAAACCUAGAUCUGUCUUACAUAGAUGUGACUGCUGAAAUUCUCAAUGUAAGCGCUAGGCAAAGGGAAUGGUCUCCAUGUGCUGGAAUAGAGUGAGAAAAAUUAGGGAUAUCCAGUAUAAAGUAUCAAUUAUGGCAAAUGAUUCUGAUCAGCUGAAUAGAGAAGAACAGCAAUGGAUGGUGUCGCUAGACGCAACCCACGACUAGUACACCCUACCUUCUCCAACAAAAACCCACGCACAUGUUGUAUACACAUGUAGUAGGUUCUACAUGGUCCAUCAUAAUCGGUUGUUCUCGGUUAUGCAAAAGUUUUCUUUCUAGUUCCAGUGCGCUGUGUAUGCGUGUAACUGAAUGUAUUAUCGCUGUUGUGUCGGCAGCUCCACUAGUGCAGUACCCGCAUCGCGUGAUGUGAACAGAGACAACCACUUCCCUACUGUCACCGUAACUUAUGGUGCGGGCUCAGGUUCCGGGAUGGCUGAACAGAUGCUCUGUCGAAACGACUCUCUUGUUCAUGAUUUAUUGGCCCGAGAUAAAGGCCUGUACUUUGUAACUGAACAUCCAAUAUGUCUCCCAGGGCCAUCAAUUAGACAUAGAUCAUGGACGUCAUUGGUGACCAGAGAUUGCAGCUUACAGUUUAUUAUUUAUUCCCAUCGUUUUGUCUCACAACAACGACAGAAUUUCAUCUUAUUUCAUUUUAUUUAGAACAUUGGACUGUCAGGAUCUGCUUUAAUGUCUGCCUUGAAUGACAGGUCAUACUUGAAAGACUCUAUCUAGUGUGCCUCACCGGUGAAAGAGCCGGACGCAUGAUGAUGAUGAUGAUUGGAACUUUGUUUGCGGAAUGCAUAAUUUUCUCGUUUGAGUUGAAUUUGAAUCACACGAACGUACAGACGUACCCGCUAACGUUGUCAAGCAGCGUUCGUGUGAUUUAUUCACACAAAACGUUUAUAUCACCCAUGGUUCUGGCUUCAAUCGCGGAACAUCUUUCCAUCUAAAUUUUCCUGUACGAACAUAUCCGAGAUAAACCAGAGCUCUUCCAAUUAUGAUUUGUGUACGAUCAUGAAGAAGUCCAGGCUAAUUGCCUAUAGGUAGGCCAUAAAGCGAACCCAUGUGUGCCUCUAGCCAGGGAUUUACUGACUGGAUCAACCACGAUUUCUGACGGAAGUGGAACCGUCGUUCGUUUCCUAAAAUUGAUAACUUGAUUUGACCCUUAAUCUAUCAUGCUCUAAUCUCGUCUCAUGUAAAUCCACAUGCAUUAUUGAUGAGGAAAAAUAUCUAAAUUUAUCACAGGUAUUUCUGCGUGCUUGAUGACACAGCGUGCCAGGAGAGCACUGCGGUCCUGGGGACGAGGACUACACGGAAGCUCAACGACAAGCUGAAAACUUUGCCAUAUGCAACAAAAACACUGCAUUCAUACAAAUCCAGGAGUAAACAGCAUCUCAGCGACAGCAAACCGGUUUGACCGUUUGUACGAGAACCAGGACCAUGUCACCAACCAAGGCAGCGAAUCAUAAAAACUCCGGUGGUCCGGGUAGCCAGAGUCUACCCGCGGCAGAAAUCAUACUGUACACCGUCGGUUUCUGCUGCCCUGCCGCCUACAGCAUCUACUGUGUGUACGUGGUGUCCAUGGAGAAUGAAAUUGAACUUCUCGGCGGUAAACAGAAUGUAUCUGCCUUUCUUGGAAGGAGGAUGGAUGCUACAGACUUUGAGUGGACUUUUUGGAAGACCUGGUUCAAGAACGGUCUCUUUGGCUGCUUCUUAGGACACGUCAUCGUUAGUAACAUGGUGAAAAGAUUUAUACCAAAGUAUAAGAAAGAGUGCAUCCUCGCAUACAGUUUCUUAUCUCUAUAUUGUGUCAUUGGUUUGAAGCCAUUGGCACUCUUGACAUUGCACAGUCUACUAUUUUAUGCAGCGGCAGUUUUGAGAUCAAAAUUGCUGUGCUGGGGGAUGGGAACGUUCCUUAUGGCGACCCUCAACUCCAGUCUCUUCAGAGUUCUUCAGUAUAAACUGGCCGGGUCAGAAUCCACCUAUUACCUGGUCCUCAGUAUCACCGCCAUCUCCAUUCUCCGUCAGGUCAGCUUCAGCUUAGACGUCUGUCGAAGGAAAGACAAGAAAGUCUGCAGCGUUGUGGAUCUGCUCGUCUACAACUUCUACAUCCCACUGGCGUUCCUCGGACCUGUUGUGACGUAUGAUACUUUUCAAGAACACUUCAAGAACAGUACUGUGGUGGACAAGGCAAGGGCUGUGCGCGUCUGCUGGUAUAUAUGUAGAGUCACAACAUGGGCAGUCUUCACGGAAAUGGCCUGUCACUUCCUCUACUUCUGUGCCUUGGAACAGAAUGGACACUUCCUACACGUAAAGUACGUCAUCUUCUACGGCAUGACCUCAGCACUGGCGACGUUAGACGGAGUAGAAACCCCGCCCCUCCCCAGGUGUGUCAGUACUUGUUACAGCUUCAGAACGACGUGGAAGUACUUCGACAGCGGCCUAAACAUCUUUCUCGUCAGGUACGUGUAUAUACCGUUGGGAGGAUCUCGCAAGGGGCUGAUGUGGCAGCUGCUGGGAAGUGCUGCGUGCUUCUCCUUCGUCUGUUUCUGGCACGGCGGGCACGACAACAUCGCCAUGUGGAGCGUCUUCAACUGGGCCGGCAUCGUGGUGGAAUCACUGGGAGCAGCUCUCAUCAAAACCAGCACUGCACAGACGUACCUGAACACAUAUUCCCUCAGGAAUCUGAGAAGGAUGAAAGCCGCCAUGUUUGCACCAGUUGCUACUCUCUUGAUCAUCAAUAACUUAGUUUUUGUCGGAGGCAGACAAGCCGGGUCUGUCUACUUCCACAAACUCCUGACCUACAACUUUCCGGUGGGGACGCUUGGUCUGCUUUUCACAAUGUACUGUAGUGUUCAACUGAUCUUCGAGUUGGAACGUGUGUUUUACAAGAAGAGUAAGAUGGAUUGAAAGAAGCAUUUAAAACGUGUUUUUGCCAACGUUGAUAUGACGAUGAGGAAAUAUCAUAGAUCUGCGUGGGUAAUAUCAUAGUGCAAGUACACAACGUAGUGUCGGCGUUC